GAUUGGCCGCCGGCGUCACGUGCGCGCCGGUUCUCGGCGGCGGCGGCGGCGGCGGGGAAAGUUCCCGGCGGGACGCGGCGGGCGCAGGCCUUGCGUGUCCCGUCCACCUGCUGGGUCACAUCAGCGGCUAAAAAUACCCGGCGGCGGCAGCUGGUGUCCGGGGGUGCAGCCGGGGCACCGGGACGGCUUCGCUGAAAGCCUGAAAGCUCCGGGACUGUGGCUGUCCCGGCGCUGGGAGCUGGGUCGCGUCCCGCUGUCCGUGUGUCCGCCCGUCUGUCCCCUCGCAGGUUGUCCCUAUGGCGGAGAAAUUGGAUCCCCGAGAUGACGAGAGCAGCUGGGUGCUGGCGGGCAGUGAGGGUCUGCCCAUUGACACGGUGGGUCCAGAGCAGGACUCAGCCUCCCACGGGUCUGACGAUGAGGAGCCAGAGGAGGAGGAUGAAGGCACCCAGGACACAGUCACAGCAGUGACUGCCAAUGGUGCCACUUCCUUCCCCAGGCAGACCGUGUGCCCUGAGGGCAGCGGGCAGGGGGACCCAGAGAAAUGCGAGGAGUCCAAGGCAGGGGCAGAGCCUGCCCUGGAUGGCUCUGCAGAGCCCAGCGUGCUGGAGGGCGAUGAGCAGGAGGAGCUGAGUGCUGAGGCUGAGCCACAACCCUGCCCUGACACCCCCCAGGCAGGGCCAACACCGGAGGACGUGUCCUGCUCCAGCAGUGACAAUAACACGGAGGGGCUGCGGUGGCGGCCGGGCCACAAGCCCCGUCCUGAGCCCCCCACUGUCACGCCUGCCCCACGCCGGGGGACACCGGACACUGGCGAUGAUGGGCUCAGCAUGAGCACGUACCUGCUGGGUGCCUUGGCCUUGGUGGUUGUGGGGCUGCUGGUCGUCACGGGCGGUGUCUACGACGUGGCAGAUGGCCCCGUGGAGAGUGUGGGGAGCUGGGAGCAGGAGUCACUGCUGUCCACAGACAGCAAUGACUCCCAGCAGAAGCCCCCUCUGCCAGACGAUGGGGGCCCGCAGAGCAUGGAGUCCAUGAGCCAGCUCCUGGACAAGCUGGCCAAAGAGAACCAGGAGAUCCGGCUCAUGCAGGCAGAGCUACAGGCCCACAAGGAAGAUCUGCAGGCGCUGCUGCACAAGAGCGAGGGCGCGGCGGCGGCGGCCGGGGCGCAGCAGCAGAGCCUGGCCGCGGAGAACGCGCGGCUGCGCGCGGCGCUGGAGCGGGAGGUGACGGCGCUGCGGGAGGCCCAGGCUGAGCUGCGGCGCCUGCAGGCCACGGGGACCCCCGGCAGCCCCCGGGAGCCGCGGGCAGAGCAGGCACGUGCCACAGAGCAGGCACGAGCCGCGGGGGUGCCCGGGCACGGCAAGGCCGCGGCGCGGCGGCGCGGCAGCCUGGAUUCGCUGCGGCAGGAGCUGGCGGACACCCUGGACCGUGCGCGCGGCUCUGGGGAUCUCAAGGGGCUCGUGGAGGAGCUGAGCGCCCUGGAGCAGCACCUGGCCCAGGUGCUGGAGGCAGACAGGUCAGGGUCCUUCUCCACGCCCUGGAAGAAGCCGUCCAAGGUGGAGAAGGAGAGCAAGUGGCACAAGCAGCACGGCGCCAGGGGGUCCCCCCACGAGCAGGAGAGGAGAGAGCACGGCAAACCCCACAAGAAGGAUCCCCGAGCCCCCCGUGAACACAAGCCAGGCAAAACCUGGGGCAAGCCAGGCUCAGCCUCCCACAGCCACUCCCGUGAGCUGCCCUGGCUCAAGCGGUACCGGGCACCACAGGGCUGCUCUGGGGUGACCGACUGCGCCCACAAGGAGGGCCAGGAAGUGCUUGGGGUUGCACUGGAGCCGGUGCAGAAGGUGCAGUUCCUGCAGCUGCUGGAGAGCUUCAUGGGGCAGCUGGGCUUGGGGAGACAGUUUGGGAAGCUGGCGCCGCAGCUCGAUGGGGCCUUUAGGGCUGACGGUGUCUUUGCCCACGACCGGCUGCGGUUUGUGGAUUUUGUGGAUGACGUGGAGGAUCUGCUGGAGGACGUGGCGUGGCAGGAGCGGGGCGACAAGGAGGCGGCUGACGGCUUCGAGGAGUACAUGCUGCGGCACUACAGCGGCAGCACCUCCGGGAACGUGUGGAGCCAGAGAGCCCCAAGGCAGCAUGGCACACGUGGGUAGAGCCAGGGGGGCAGUAGUGUGCCAGCACCCCCAUACAAGGGCUCCCCACGUGCUGUUUAUGGGGUCUGGGGUGACCAGCACACCCUGUAGGGCCAAGUAGGGCCACAUCCCUAACCAAAUGCACUGUGUGACGCUGCACUGCCACCACGAAUAAAGACACCGCUGGGCA
Molecule: messenger RNA, 2313 nt
Organism: Passer domesticus (house sparrow)
Lineage: Eukaryota; Metazoa; Chordata; Aves; Passeriformes; Passeridae
Gene: PBXIP1
Product: PBX homeobox interacting protein 1
Exons: 11
Coding region: 297-2144 (615 amino acids)
Cellular component (GO): membrane
Source: RefSeq, a predicted model, not a curated record